UGUGACAUCCAGGAAAUGAGUAACUCCGCCGCGCUGGGGGCCGCGCGGAUGGAGGCGCGAGGGCGGGAGCCGGCCGUGGAGCCGCCGCCCCCGUCCUUCUAAGCGCCGGGCGGGACGCGAACCGCGGCCUCCGGGCCCUGGGGCCCCGCGCGCGCUGCGGGGCUGGCGCGGUCCCCGCGGAGGCCGGGAGGGGACGAAGGCCGGCCUUUCUGGCUUCCAGGUGAUGGGACUCAGAAGCCCCAAGGCCGGGCUUCCCAUCCCAAAUGCUCCUCUUUAGAAAUCAAAAUGCUGCCAGCCAAGAAGGGGGAAGAUAUUUUACGGAGCCACUCAGGGAUCACACAUCCCCUGCCUGGUGUGAGAAGGAACCGCCUUCAAAACUAGAAGAGCUCCAGAUGCCGGGCAGAUCCUGGAACCUGGCCUUUGGGAUCUGAAUCAGUUUGAGAAUCCUGUUCUGUUUUCUUAUUACUCUUUUGGAUUUGACCCAGAGCCCUUCUUGCCUUUUACAAGCCAGUUGUGCCCCGGAGGGGCUGCCAGAAAGCGUACUGCCCUUCUAUCCGAGUGGCCCACCCCCUGACAUCAGCAGAAUGGAAGCACCUGGAAGGUGACAUCACUGUUGCCCACGGCAACACCUCCACCUUAAGGCAACUGAGAGGAAUAAGAACCACUCCAACUGUAGGACUGAUGUUGAAGGGAAGGAGCAUAGAAGGUGUGACAUCCCAGGUCCAGAAAUGCCAGGUGGGAAUCUGGGGACCAAGGGAGACGCUUCGGUGCACGCUCGCUGUAGGAAACGCAUCCUUCCCUAGAACGGAGGACUUGUGCGAUACCUUCUUUUGAAAGCGGUCCACCUCUGGGGCCUGAAUAUGUGUGCACGCUGAAUUCUGCUACCGCUGGAUCCCGCUUCUGGUUCCUGUUAGUUGUCCAGCUAUGUGUGGGAUAGAAUCACAUCUGAGAAGCAGGCUUUACCCACCUGUGGCAACCUGGGUCGUGUACAUCCUGGCACUGCUGGCUAGGACCUGCAGAGCUGUCUUCACCUGAUGACACACACCUGUUCUUGGCACCAUUAGGGAAAGUUCCAGCCAUGGCUCUGGAGCUCUUCCGGGUGUGUCUGGUGGUGGUGACAGCCAUCAUCAACCACCCACUGCUGUUCCCCCGGGAGAAUGCCACAGUGCCCGAGAACGAGGAGGAGAUCAUCCGCAAGAUGCAGGCGCACCAGGAGAAGCUGCAGCUGGAGCAGCUCCGCCUGGAGGAGGAGGUGGCCCGGCUGGCAGCUGAGAAGGAGGCCCUGGAGCACGUGGCAGAGGAAGGGCAGCAGCAGAAUGAGAAUCGCACAGCCUGGGACCUGUGGAGCACCCUCUGCAUGAUCCUCUUCCUGGUGAUCGAGGUGUGGCGGCAGGACCACCAGGACGGGCCUUCCCCGGAGUGCCUGGGCGGGGACGAGGACGAGCUGCCCGGCCUGGAGGGCGCCCCGCUCCGGGGCCUCACCCUGCCCAACAAGGCCACCCUCCACCACUUUUAUGAGCAUUGCAUCCGGGGCGCCACGGCCGACGCGGCCCGCACCCGGGAGUUCGUGGAAGGCUUCGUGGAUGACUUGCUGGAAGCCCUGAGGAGCCUCUGCAACCGGGACACGGACAUGGAGCUGGAGGACUUCAUCGGCGUGGACAGCAUGUACGAGAACUGGCAGGUGGACAGGCCGCUGCUGUGCGACCUCUUUGUGCCCUUCAUGCCCCCCGAGCCCUACCACUUCCGCCCGGAGCUCUGCUGCUCCCGCCGCUCGGUGCCCUUGGGCCUCCAGGGCUACGGCCAGAUCAAGGUGGUCAGGGCCGAUGAGGGUGCGCUGGGCUGCAUCUGCGGCAAGACCACGCUCGGGGACGACAUGCUGUGUCUCCUCCACGGCAGGAGCAGCGUGGCGCGGCCCGGCGGCGAGCUGGAGAGCCUGCUGUGCGCCGCAGACUCCCCGUACCUGGACGCGAUGCGGGUCAUGAAGUGGUUCCAGAGGGCCCUCACCCGGGCCUGGCACCGCAUCGCCCACAAGUACGAGUUCGACCUGGCCUUUGGUCAGCUGGACCGCCCCGGCUCCCUGAAGAUCAGGUUCCGCUCGGGGAAGUUUAUGCCCUUCAACCUGAUUCCUGUGAUCCAGUGUGACGACUCGGACCUGUACUUUGUCUCCCACCUUCCCAGGGAGCCCUCGGGGGAGGCCCCGGCGUCCAGCACUGACUGGCUCCUGUCCUUCGCCGUCUACGAGCGGCACUUCCUCAGGGUGACCUCGAAGGCCCUGCCUGAGGGCGCCUGCCACCUCAGCUGCCUGCAGAUCGCCUCCUUCCUGCUCUCCAAGCAGAGCCGCCUGACCGGCGCCAGCGGGCUCGGCAGCUACCACCUGAAGACGGCCCUGCUGCACCUCCUGCUCCGCCGCCGGCCGGCCGACUGGAAGGCCGGGCAGCUGGACGCUCGCCUGCGGGAGCUGCUCCGCUUCCUGGAGAAGAGCCUGCUGGAGAAGAAGCUCCAUCACUUUUUCAUUGGCAACCACAAGGUGCCCGACGGCAUGGGACUCCCGGAGGCCGUUCGCCGGGCCGAGCCUCUCAACCUCUUCAGGCCCUUCGUCCUGCAGCGAAGUCUCUACCGCAAGACGGUGGACUCCUUCUAUGAGAUGCUGAAGAACGCGCCGGUGCUCAUCAGCGAGUAUUCCCUGCACAUCCCCUCAGACCACGCCGGCCUGCCCCACAAAGCUGCGGUCUCGUAGAGCGGCCGGGACCCAGAGGGCCAGGGCGCGGGGCAUCCCACGUGUCCACACCUCCGGGGGCAUCUGCAGGCCCUGGCCCAGGACGAUGGUGGGCUCUGUCGGGCGCCAUGGCCCAGCCCACCAAAGAAGCCAGGCCCUGCGGCACGGAGGAAACAGAACCCCAAGCCGGAAGCUGCUUUGCCCUCGUGCCGCCGGGGCCUACCGAUGAGGCUAUUGUCUGGGUCUGGUUGAUCCUUUGCAGCUUACUUUUGGAUCACCCCAUAUGGCCAAGGUGACAACUGAAAUACUCUCUGGUCACUGAGGUAAAGGCAGCACAAACAUCGACUUGGGUGUGACUUUUACAUUUACUUGAGUAUCAACAGAGGGUCUCCAGGAGUGCUGAUGGGGACACGUGUUGAGACCCCGCACCCUGAGGCUGUAUCUACAGCCAAGACAGGAUGGGGCAGUUUUGGGAGUUUGCAACCUUCCAUCUCCAGCCUGCACAGGAGGGGCCCACCUGUGGCUGCCAUUUUUUAAACUAUUUGGAGAAAAGACAUAGGAGAAGUCCAAGGCCCAGAGGGGCCAAUGUCCUUGUUGCACAGAAGUGGGUACUUGGUGGCAGAGAGAAGUUUCGAUCGGCCGCUUUUUUAGCUACGUGUCUCGCUCAAGGUGCGCCCCCUUCUCCCCACCCCUUCCCCCAGGGUGCUGUGCCCUGAGUGGCAUUGGUGCCACAUACCAUCCUAGGGACAAGCUCCAACAGCUGGUCUCUGAUCAUCUGUGUGGUGGGGGAGGGCAGAUACUGAAGAUGGAAGCUGCAAGAGACACAGGGUGACUGGGGCAAAGGGUGGAACCUUGUGCCCAGGGUGCUGAGCUCUGCCUCUGAUGCCCAGUUCAGAGAAAACAGCAGAGCUGAGAAAUGAGGGAUACCGUAGCCCUGAGUUUUCCUCAGCAAGAUCCCAGUCCUAGAGCCGAGCAUGCCUGGAGGCAAGAGGAUACCCAGCUCCAUCUAUGGGCCCCAAGACCUGUUUGUUCCAGUGGGGCGCUCCCACCGCACAAGAACCCCCCCUUUCUGGAUGAGCCUUGGCAGCCACACAGAUGACCAAGACCCAGAGAUACUUGGCUGCCUGGGAACAUGCAAGGACAGCGCUGCCAACCCAGCCCCUGAGCCCCACAGAGGUUACCUGGUCACUGAGCAGGCACCAGAGCCAGCAGUGGGAGCGAGCCUAUUUCCGGGCCUGUGUAGGGGGGGUUGGGAAGCCACUCCUCCCCCACCUGUGGCUUCACUGGCCCUUUGGGACUUUCUCUCAUGACACUGCCUCAUUACCCUUGCAGCAAGCCAAGAACGCCUGAACCAGCACUUGGGAUCUGCUCUGGGGUUCAAGCUGGCCAUGCCUACCAGACAGCAUACCCAGUUCCACAGGGGUGUCAGGCUCUCCGUGAGGAUCCUGUCCCUUCCCUAAGGGUGCUCUCACCUGGCCCCAGGGUUCUGGAAGAUGGACGGUUUGCCUGACAGGGUUCACUGGCAGCAGGAGCCUCGGCUGUGAUGGGGUGCUGAAGCCUGUAGGAACCAUUCCACGUGAGCUGCAGUCAGACUGCGCUGUGUGUCCCCAGCACCACAGUGGCCCAGUGCUGCCAGGAAAGAUUAAGCUCACAUGACCCUCAACAGCAGCCCACACCCCCAUUCAGUUGUGAUGUGUUUCCAGAAUCGGGGGGAAUUUCCGUAUUUAUUAUUGCCCGUGCCUUGCCUUUCCCCUUUCAUCCUUAUCUCGUUGUGCUUAGAGGAGACCCCCAGCCAGGAACCAGCCUCCAGAAGCUAAGACCGAACCUGAACCUCCCUCGGCUUCCCCUUGGCUUCCAGGGGAAAGUUCACUGAAAAACUACCUUCUGGCCCCUUGUUUAUGCAGAGAUGACAACUUAGCGGGACAGGGGGGAUCUUUUUUGUACCAAAGCUGCUUCUGAAGCAGAAAGCAACAGGGCUCUCAGUGUUUCAUGCUGCCUUAUUUAUAUUAAAGGAAGAAUUAAAUUCUUGCAAGGAGUAGAAACUGGUCACAGUGUUUGUUUUAACUUCAGGAAGUCUGUGAGAUUCCCAGGGCAGAGUUGGGGAGCAGGGAGGGUUUCCUGUUGAUCAGCGGAAGCUUUCACUCCCUUCUGAUUCUUGGGCUUUCAGGAAACUUAAAAAAAAAUAACAAAAUAGAACAUUUCUAGCCCAUCUCUGAAGCAGCCUGCAGAGUUCCAGAAGGGGAACGUGGUGGCUGCCUGCACCAGACCCGAUUUCACAGAGCUCAAAGUGCAAACACUUGGGGACCUACAAGGAACACGCAGCUUGUGGUUUUUGAGGAAAGAGAUUAGCUUUUAAGUGGAGGCUUUAGUACAUGAGGGCAUUUAAUAGGCUUUCCCACAGAGGACACCCAGGCCUCUUUCUCUGAAGAAGCUCUCUCCUUUCCCAAGCAUGCUUGACCUCUCUGGGCAUCCGCUCACUGCUUGCUGCACCUCUUGACAACGCUGAAAGGAGUACAGCUAUGAGGCCAAGACAUCGAGUAGGUUGGGAAGGGCCAAAGGAUGGAAACACACUGCUCACUGGUCCAAAGGAGAAGCCAGCUUAGAGCCUGCUUCUCCGGCUGUGGCCCCGCACUACGUGCCUGGGUAUCACACGGGUGAAGGCUUCUGGCCACGCUGCAGACUUGAGUGAGUCUCUAAGAGUCCAACACAAGAAUCUGCAUUUUGCCAAGUUCCCCAGGUGAUUCUGAAAGCCCAAGAACCGCUGCUACCUGGGCGGGGAUGUUAAGGAUUAGGCCCUGCCUGAGAGAGCUUCUGAAAUAUGGAUAGGACCUGAGCAGGAAAAGUGUUCCAGCCAGAACCAUGGAGCGAGGGUGGGAGAGCAUGAUAGGUGCAGGCAACGUUGAAGUAGCAUCUGCUUUGUGCCAGCCGCCCUUCUAUGUGCACUUUCGUAUCUUAACUCAUUUCAUUCCCAUGUCAACCCUAUGAUGUGGGUGCUGUUAAAAUCCUCCCAUUUUCCAGAGGAGGACGCUGAGGCACAGAAGGGUAAGCAGCAAAGCCAGGGCUGAACCCACACAGGGCUGGUGUAUAUGUGGACAGAUAAUGAGAAGUUUUAGCACAUGAGUUUGAAGAUGUUGGGGCUGAUCACAGAAGAGCCUUCAAGGCAGAGCCAAGGUAAACCUGCACUUCAUACAACAAGCCGUGGUGAACCAUUGUUGAUUUUUGAGUGAGACAGUAACUAGAUUUACCCCAAACCUCAAAGUCCCUAGCUAUGUGAUCAGUGCUGUGUCAGGUGCUGCAGGGAUUUAUGGCCCACAUCCAGGGUGGGGUCGGUGGCAUCUGUGGCAGGGUCAGUGAAUGUCCCGGAAGUUCUAAAUGAAAUCACCCCAUAGGCUGUGAUUCAGAACAUUCUCAUGCUCCACGUGGUCUCCAUCUCAUGGGAUAGAGCUGGAAUGUUGUUUGGUUUGGCUUGCAGACCGGGAGCAGAGAGGGCCAAUGGCCACUUGCCUUGUCCCCACCCUACUUCACCCUCCUCUUGCCUUGCCCUGGGACCCCCACCCUGGGAAGGACAUCUUUUUGAGUUAACUUUUCUCAUUGCCAUCCAAAAAUAGCUUGUUUUUCUAAUUAGUUACUUUCUCUAUAUAUAAAAACAAUAGACUCAUAAUAAAAAAAUUCAACCAAUGACAGAAAAAUUAAGUAACAGACAAAAGCACCCACCCCUUACUUUUCCAGUCAUUACCCAGCCAGAACCAAGAUGAAGUCUCUUGUGUAUCCUUCCAAAAUUGUUCUGUGUAUGUAUCACAUGUGUACAUGCAUCCCUUUCCCUUUUAUAUAAAUUGCAUCCUACCAUCUAACUUUUCUUAGAUACCAUUUUUCAACAUUUGGUUCUACCCUAUUUUUCAAAAUAGCUGCUUACUAUCUCCCUGUAUGCGCAGACAUACCCUAAUUGACCCAGCCUCUCCUACUGAGGGACAGUUACAUGUCUCCACUUUUUUUGCUAUUACAAACAACACACCAGUGAACAUCUCAGGGCAUAAAGUCUGCUUUGAAGUGAUCCUCCCUCCUGGUCAUUGCUAUAAUAUGUACUCACCAACUUGGUACAUAUGGAUUCACCACCAAGUAUCUUACCGUAUUUAUUCCAUCAUUAUGACUCCAAAGCGAGGAAAAGGCAUUUUUAGCCAAGUACUGAACCACCCAGCUUGUGUUCUACCCUGGGUCAGGUGCUAUGUGGGGAAUAGAAGUGUAAGAAGAGGGAUCUGUCCCCAAGGACAUGAGUCUUUUGGGAAAGGCAAAACUGAUGGCCCAAAAAUAAGCCAGAGAACAGUAGAGAGUGUUAAGUCAUUGAAAGUGAAAUGAUGUGGCUCUUAAGGCCCGCAUGGCAAGAGAGAAUUCGAGGACCCCCAGGUCAGCUUUGAGUUUGGGCUAUAACAGUCUCAGCUCUCAGGAAAAGGUGAGGAGUCCUCCCAAAGAAAAUCAGAUCCACUUGAUUGUUUUCCUGUCCCCAGAUGGAUGUGUUCUGUUCAUUUGUGCUCAGGGCUACUUUGUUUCCUCCAGUACAAUGUGGGGCCCCCGCUUUCCUAGUGUAAGUGGCAUUUCUAUUCCUUUAA
Nyctereutes procyonoides (raccoon dog) is the source of this 7320-nucleotide messenger RNA. It is a transcript of the gene ITPRIP, whose product is annotated as inositol 1,4,5-trisphosphate receptor interacting protein. The transcript is spliced from 6 exons. Lineage: Eukaryota; Metazoa; Chordata; Mammalia; Carnivora; Canidae. Gene Ontology annotation, cellular component: membrane. Gene Ontology annotation, molecular function: protein kinase inhibitor activity. The coding region runs from base 1079 to 2737 and encodes 552 amino acids. The record is from RefSeq and is a predicted model, not a curated record.